AUGCUCUCCAUCGAACAGCGUUACAAUAUUUGCCUUAUGGCCGAGAGGCAUCCUAAAUGGACCCAAUUGGAAUUGGCUAAAUGGGCCUAUGAAACGUUCCAAUUACCCAAAAUACCGUCUCAAGGCACCAUUUCUAGACUUCUAGCAAAGAAAUCAACAUAUAUGAAUUGUAAGGAACAUGAAAAAGAUGCAAAUAGACUAAGAAAACCAAAUAAUUCAUUGGUAAGAAAAAUCUUACAAGAAUGGAUAUCUCAAAGUUUAUGGAAUGGUAUCCCAAUCACAUCACCAAUUAUUCAAGAUACCGCACAAUCCGUUUGGCAUAGAAUUCCUUCCGAAUAUAGGGAGGGAAAUGGGUCUUUCAGUUACAAAUGGAUAGCCAACUUUUUGGCUAAGAUGGAUGUUAACAUAUCUGCAUUGGAUUCUGAAUUGCCCAAGACACCCAAGAUUUGGACGUUUGAAGAAAGAGCGGUAUUAAAACAAUAUUUUAGUAAAGUUCCUUCUGUGAAGGAUCUAUUUACUCUCGAUGAGACAUUUUUAGCUUACAAUCUUCCUUUAGAUUAUGAACAAUAUGAAACGAGUAAAAUACAAAGAAGGAUAGAGGUUGCCUCUGUAAUGCUUUGUUCGAACCUAGAUGGUUCUGAGAAAAUCAAGCCUUUGGUGGUGGGGAAAUAUAAUAGUUAUAAGAGUUUUAGAAACUAUUUCCCAGAUGAACCUGAAGAUGCUGUGUCACAAUCACAAUUAGGUGAAAAGAUGGCUAAAAAGUUUGAUAUAUCGUACCACAGUAAUAGAAAAUCAUGGCUAACAAGUAAUCUUUUCCAUAAUUGGCUAGUAAGAUGGGAUAAACGUCUUGUGGCAGAUAAUAGAAAAAUUUGGAUUGUUCUUGAUGAUUCAUGUUCUCAUAGGGUUAUUAACUUGCACUUACAAAAUAUUCAGUUGGUUUACACAUCUUCAAAUUCAAGAUUUCUUCCAUUUAAUUGGGGCGUUUUGGAUGAGUUCAAAACAAGGUACAGAAUUCAACAGUACGAAGCAUUGAUUAAAUUGCAAAAGCAGAUCGAAAAGACUUCCAAUAAGAGGACACUCAUCAACUUUGAGCAAAGUCAAUUAACGAUGUCCAAUGCCUUUAAAUUUAUAAAAAAGGCAUGGGAUGAUAUUCCUGCUGAUACAAUUAAAUCUAACUGGAAAAGUUCAGGGCUUUUACCGCCAGGUAUGAUUCAGACAAAUGAUGCAGUCAGUAUGGCUUUCAAAAAAAAUGAAGUACUUGAAUCUGCGUUGAACGCUUUGUGCAAUGAGUUUUACUGUAAAAAGAAAUGGGAGUAUGAUAUGCUUCUUGACUUGAAUAUUGAAAAUAAAAACACAAAUUUCUUAAGCACUGAAGAAUUGGUCGAGAGUGCAAUUGUGGAUCCAAUGGAACCUGAUAAUUUACAAUCUCAUACUAUUAUUAAUAGCACAGCCACAUCCCAAUUCGCAGAUGAUGACGCACCUUACAAUAGAUUGUCAAUGUUUGAUAACGAUGAUGUAGAAAAUGGAAAAAAUAACCUUGCAAGUGUUGAUCAUUUGACUGGAAAUUUCGAUUUAACACCAUUUACCAAUGUAUCAAAUUCAAUCUCUCUGAAUCACGAUGCUAAUACUUCCACUACUAAUAAUGUGAAUCACAACAAUACAGCAACCACUACCACUAAUAACCACCAUAGUCUAGCUGUAGCAGACCACCAUAACUAUUCUGAACCAAACCUCAAUAAGCUACUUGGAGAAACCUUUGAUCCGACAAAAUCAGAAAACUUGUUCAAUGUUAGUACUUUAAUUGAUAAUCCUGAUUUAUUUAUAGAUCCAACAGCGGCACUUGAUCUUCCUUUACAAUCGUCAGAGUAUUUUACUGUUUUUCCAAAUUCGGUACCCACAGGUCAGCAGGUCAAUGAUAGCAUUUCUUCCACGAAUGUUAAUACAGGUGUCUUGAAUAACAGGUCAAUUAUAUCUUCGAAUUCAUCCGAAACAUCUCUACUGAAUGCAGACACCACCAACGAUUUUGAAGUUCCAAAUUUGAACCAUAUAUUAAAUAAUUCGGAACAAAUUGCACUAGAAUAUGGAUCUCAUAUUCCAGAAAAGAUUUCUCCUUCUGAAGAGGUUUCUUCCUUAACAAAUUUACAGACAAGUGUCGACAUUGCAAAGUCAUUAGGUGAUGUUUUAAAGCAUACUGAAGCAAAUGAACUAAUAUUGUCUAAGGCCACAGUGGAAGAAAUUCACUUUGCAUAUUCUUCGUUACUUCGAAAAAUUAAAAAGACAAGAAAGCAAUUGAACAAAUCCAAAACUAAAAUGCCCUCAACAAAUUUGGAAUCAUUAAUAAUCCAGGACAGCAAUGUUGUCAAUCGAACUCAAGCGUCAUUAUCAAGUAAAAGAAAUAUGCAACUUCAAGGAAAUAAUGCCUUUUUUUGA
Messenger RNA from Naumovozyma castellii, 2430 nucleotides. It is a transcript of the gene PDC2, whose product is annotated as Pdc2p. Lineage: Eukaryota; Fungi; Ascomycota; Saccharomycetes; Saccharomycetales; Saccharomycetaceae. The coding region runs from base 1 to 2430 and encodes 809 amino acids. The record is from RefSeq and is a predicted model, not a curated record. The transcript has a single exon.